CCUCCCACUGCGGCAGACAACGAGAGCACCCUGACUUCCAUUCUUUCCCUCUUCUUGGGACAAGUCAUCCCAGAAUUCCCAACUUCUCCAUCCUCCCCUUCAGUCAGUCCUCGGGAACACGGAGAGGGUGCAUGGGAGGAGCCUCCAGGUCGGGCUGGUGGGGGUGACGUCAGACAGGAAGAAUGGUGAAGUGACCAGAGCAGGGCAUGCUGUGUGCAGAAACUGUGAACGCUGAAGUGGGCAUGGAGGUGGCUGUCGACCAGGAGUUCUCCCCGGAUCUCCAUGACAACACUUCCAAGGCCUACAAGGAUUUCAGCAACACUUUCCGCAGUCAGAUGCAGAAGAUUUACCAAAAGGUGCAGGGGUUCAAGGACGUGGGGAUCCUGUCUCUGAGGAAUGGCAGCAUCGUGGUGGACUAUGUGGUCCUGCUGGAGUUGCCCUUCAGCUCCCAGCUGGAGACAAACUAUGAGACGUUGAAGAUGGCCCUGAAAGGCGAGCUUCAGAAUGUCAGCCAGGAUGUGGACAGCUGCCAGAAAAACCAGACCUUGUGUUUUAAGCCUGACUCCAUCACAGUGAACAACGACACCAGGACGGAGAUGACCCCACAAGCCAUCUGCCGUCGGGCCGCUCCCGAGGGCUAUGAGGAUUACUACUUCCCCUUGGAGGAGGAGAAUCGGCUCCGCUGUGUCACCAACUGCACGUCAGACGUGGAAGGCGCCAUAGACUGUAACCAGGGCCAGUGCUUUGUGCAGAAGACUGGUCCUGAGUGCCGCUGCUUCUCCACGGACACGCACUGGUUCUUGGGCCCACGCUGCGAGGUGGCCGUCCAGUGGAGGGCGCUGGUCGGGGGCCUGGCCGGGGCCGGAGCGCUGCUGCUGGUGCUGCUGCUGCUGGCGCUGAGCCUUUUCUGCAGGCGCUGGAGGAGGAGGGGCGGCCGAGGAGGAGCCCGGUCCUGGGACGAUGACAAGAAAUGCUUCGAGAUGUGGGAUGAGGACACCGCAGGGACUUUUUCCAACUUGGGCUUCCAGGAUGACCGACAUUUCAAGGAUGAAAACUUCCAGGUGGCCUUGGAGAAGGUGGACACCAAUGUGAGGGUGCACACCCAGACACCUGAGAUGGACUUGUCCUCGAUGUGAACCCUGCCCUACCCUAUCCACCUGCCCUGGACAGCGGGAAGGAAGCAUCUGCUCUGCAUCCAUUUCAAGAGAUGGCCAAGGACGCGUGCAGCUCAGCCUCCUGGAAUCCUGGGCAAAAUUAGACCAUCCCCAGACCGGCACCCUCUCAACUUGGAUGAAACCCACCUGCAGACCCAGGUCAAAUCCAGGAUCUUCCACUGUGGGACCUUGGGCAACUCAGUAGCUUUUCUGAACUUGUAAAAUGUGUAUAGCAUACUUGUCCUGAUACCUUGAACAGUCAUUGUGCAAACCAGAUGUGGUCGCUCAGAUCUCUGUCCCAAUGCACCUUCCUGUGUCAGCCCUCAUCUAUGUGGCCUCUCUCAGAUUCCCAGUCCCCACAUCCUUUGCCCAUCUCAGGCCUCAGUCUCUUGUUCCCUGUGCGCAUCCCUACCACCUGCCCCCCAACACCUGUCACCAGCCAUCAGCCCAUCCCUGCCUCCUACCCUCUGCUAAGGUAACUCCCUGGGGGACCCUUCCCGCAUUCCUUAUAUCUUCUCCCCCUCUAAACCCACUUCUUAAUCACGCCUCUCCCCUAUCCAGCUCCCAGCCCUACAUCUCUCCCCAUUUAUGUUUUCUCCCCUUACCCAUCCUUGUUCCUUCCACCCUAAAUCCUUAACCCCCAUCCCAGCAUCCCAGUCCUAAGUCCUUCCCUGCCCCACCCCUGUCCCUAUGCCCACUGCCACUUAGGACCCCUAGCUGGCACUCCCCAGGCCCUAGUUCCCCCUUCUCAGUCUCCAUCCCUUCCUCUCCCACAAGGGCCCUGGAUGCCCGUGGGUGGGGGUGGGAGAUGUGGGUUUCUCCAGGUCCUCCAGGUUGAGGGGAAGUGGGACCCUGAGGUGAGGAAACUGCCUCAGCCCCAUCCUCCUCCUUUCCUAACUCCCUCUCCUCCCUUACUGCCUAACCCCCCCCCCCUUCCCACCUCCUUCCGCGCUCCUCCUCUCCCUUCCUGUCCCAGGUCUCACCCCAUCCCUGCAGUAACCUCUCAGCCCAGAAGCCCUCAGCCUCCUUCACAGGAACGUCUCAUUUGGGGACAGGAAGUCUGCGAGUCUCCAAUUCUCCCAUGUGAACACAA
Equus caballus (horse) is the source of this 2247-nucleotide messenger RNA. NCBI's taxonomy places the organism in Eukaryota, Metazoa, Chordata, Mammalia, Perissodactyla, Equidae. The record is from RefSeq and is a predicted model, not a curated record.